Molecule: messenger RNA, 654 nt
Organism: Colletotrichum truncatum
Lineage: Eukaryota; Fungi; Ascomycota; Sordariomycetes; Glomerellales; Glomerellaceae
Product: acetyltransferase
Cellular component (GO): cytoplasm
Molecular function (GO): protein-N-terminal-alanine acetyltransferase activity; protein N-terminal-serine acetyltransferase activity
Source: RefSeq, a predicted model, not a curated record
AUGCCCACACAAGCAUCCCACCUCCCCACACUCCUCCGCUCCCCGACCCACCCGAUCCUCCUCCGCACCCUGGAACCCCGCGACGCGGCGUCCGUCUCCGCCGUGCUCUCGGACCCGGAGAACACCAAAUAUGACCCGCACGCCUCGGCCGUUUCCCCAGAAGUCGCCGUCAAAGUCAUCGAGCGGAUGAGGGAGAGCGCGUCGGCGCCGACGGUGCUCGACGAUGAUGACGCCGGGCUGAAAGUCGUCCGCGGACCGGGCCGCGUGAACCUGCUCAUCGUGUACGUCGACGGCGUGGAGGAUACGCUGGGGUCGACCGCCGACGAUGGAACCGUCAUCGGUUUCGGCGGGUUCGGGAACAUCCAGGAGCUCGACGAGGACGGGGAGAAGGUCCGCGUAGGUGAUGUCGGCGCCAUGAUCAACUCUGCCUUCCGCGGCCGCGGUCUCGCGACGGAGGCAAUCAGGCUGGCUGUGGAAUGGGCGUUUAAGGGGGUGCGCGAGGGGGGCUUGCAGUUGGCGAGGGUUACGGCGACGAUGAGUGACAAGAACGUCGCCAUGGUUGGGCUUGUUGAGAAGAAGUUGGGGUGGACGGGGGUGAGGAAGCCGAACGGGGAGGUGUUUUUUGAGGUUACGAAGGAUACCUGGAGGAAAUGA